CUUCUGCGGCCAUCGCUGAAGCGCCAGCGGCCAAAAUGAAGUUCAAUCCCUUUGUGACUUCUGACCGAAGCAAGAAUCGAAAAAGGCAUUUCAACGCGCCUUCCCACAUUCGCAGGAAAAUUAUGUCUUAUCCUCUUUCUAAAGAGCUAAGACAGAAGUACAACGUUCGAUCCAUGCCCAUCCGAAAGGAUGAUGAAGUUCAGGUUGUACGACGGCACUACAAAGGGCAGCAAACUGGCAAAGUGGUCCAGGUUUACAGGAAGAAAUACGGCAUCUACACUGAACGAGUGCAUCGCGAGAAGGCUAAUGGCACAGCUGUCCAUGUGGGCAUUCACCCCAGCACGGUGGUUACCACCAGACUAAAACUGGACAAAGACCGCAAAAAGAUCCUCCAACGUAAAGCCAAAUCUCGCCAAGUAGGAAAGGAAAAGGGCAAAUAAAAGGAAGAAACAAUUGAGAAGGUGCAGGAAUAAAGUCACCUUGUCUACAGCUUUCAUUAAAAACUUAAAAUGAAGGGGAAAAAAAAAAAAGACUCCAGGAAAGACUGAUAUGAGACAGGAAGUUGUCAAACUUGAACUCCUAUAGGAAGGAUGAAUGAUGGAAACUAGUCACUUGAGUAAGAGGACCUAUUUUCCUUGGGAGAUAAGUCAUGACAAAAAAAGUCAUGACUUUCAAACAUGUGAGUAUGAGUAAUUAUUCCUAAUUAUGGGAUUGGUUUUUAUAGAAACAUUUCAGUGUACAUUGUGCUUGUAUUUUAUUGGAUGUUUUAUUUUACUGGGUGUUUUUGGAUAUCAGAGAGAAGGCAAUAGGUCUCUGCAUGUGCGUAAAAUGAUCUGAACAGAAUGAAGGUCCUUACUUUCCUUUGGGUUCUUUCCUUUAAACACUCGCUGAAAAUUGUCUUUUAUGACUACAGUUUAAUUGUGUCUCAAGAAUUCUACUUAUACACUCAGCUGAUAGAUUAUUUUAAAACUUAAAAAAAAAAUAGUAUUUAAAAGAAAAAAAAGAAACCAAACAAACAAAAAAAUAACCUGUAAAGUCCAAAAGGAAACUUCAACCACCUGACUUUCAAUCUGUUACCAGAACGUGAAGGGCGUUUUAUUGUGGCACGCCGGUUUGGUGCAUUAACCUUAAACCGUAUUAAUAUUUCAAAAUGAAGAGGCUUGCGAAUGCGAUUUAGGAAACUUCUUACUCACAGAAUCCAAUUUGUAAAUUUUUUUACUCCAGACUUUGAUCUAUAAAAAUACUAGUUUGCAACUUAAAACUGUGUCACUACUGACUUGGUGCUUUUAAGUCGCUUGAGACUGGAGCCUCAGGAAGACUGUUACGGGAGCUGACUUGACAACAUUGGUUCCCUUAAUUACUGACCACAGAUAUGUACUCUGUCGGAUCCCAAGUUUUCGCAAGCUUCAUGGGUCUCAACCUUCUUCCAUCCUUUCUCUCCCACAAAGAAAAACAGGAGCGCAGGAGCCUCGGAGAGGGUAUUUAACAAAACACCUGCCCCACCCACCUCACAAACAAUAACCUUCCAUUC
Messenger RNA from Dama dama (fallow deer), 1531 nucleotides. Its product is annotated as large ribosomal subunit protein uL24-like. Gene Ontology annotation, molecular function: structural constituent of ribosome; RNA binding. The record is from RefSeq and is a predicted model, not a curated record. Gene Ontology annotation, cellular component: cytosolic large ribosomal subunit. Gene Ontology annotation, biological process: ribosomal large subunit biogenesis; cytoplasmic translation. The transcript has a single exon. NCBI's taxonomy places the organism in Eukaryota, Metazoa, Chordata, Mammalia, Artiodactyla, Cervidae. The coding region runs from base 36 to 440 and encodes 134 amino acids.